This is a messenger RNA of Vanessa atalanta (red admiral), 3182 nucleotides long. RefSeq names its product protein Smaug (gene smg). Gene Ontology annotation, biological process: negative regulation of translation; nuclear-transcribed mRNA poly(A) tail shortening; regulation of mRNA stability. The transcript has 7 exons. Gene Ontology annotation, cellular component: P-body. The coding region runs from base 217 to 1929 and encodes 570 amino acids. The record is from RefSeq and is a predicted model, not a curated record. Gene Ontology annotation, molecular function: mRNA binding; protein binding; translation repressor activity. Lineage: Eukaryota; Metazoa; Arthropoda; Insecta; Lepidoptera; Nymphalidae.
UCAGAGUGGAUGUUAUGUUUUUAUCCUACCUACAAUAUUAUUAGUAAAAUUAAAAAAAAAUCAACGUCGAACGCGUGGCCCCACUCCCGCCGCUGCUACACACGAGCGCAAACUCAGCAAGCUAGGCCCAAAUUGGUGCAGAACGAUCAGCUGUCACGUAUCUGACGUGUUGAACACAAACAAAUCUGAUAUCCGGGGUGCUAUGCUGUUGGCAAGAUGAACGGUACGUUUUACGAGCAGCUAGGGGGUGUGGCUGGAUUAUUCGAGCAAUGGGGCACGUGUGAGCGGACGGUAGUUGCAUGUGCGCUGGCUCGAAGGGUCCCUUGGCCUGGCCUAAGACUUGUACAAAGAGCUGUGGAGGCAGCUCUGCAGAGCCAUGUCGAAGACGAGCGGCUAGAGAGAGAUGCUAAUGAUGAGACUCUCCUGGCAAGUCUACUCGCCGCUAGGGCGGAAGAUGAUGAUGAAGAAGACGGCGAGCGGCUGCGGCAGCUGGUGCGGCUGGUGCCGCUGCUGCGCACGGACAACGAGCGCGCCAAGAGCGUGCUGGUGGGCGCGGCGCCCGCGCUCGUGCAGCGCGUGCUGGACGCGCCGCGCCGCCACGUGGCGCCCGACCUGUGCCGCCAGCUGCUGUCCUACCUGCUCGUGCACCCCGCGCUCACGCUGCACGACCAGAGAACGUUAACGCAAUGGCUUCGCUAUUUAGAAAAUCAUAUAUCGGGCAACAGAAACACAGAAUCGGUGUGGCAGCAGAGGAUAGAACCGUGUCUAUUACCCGACACGAACAUCUGGGCGAACAACAAUAGCUUUAGACGGACUAUCGGCAAGAACGUCGAGUUCAGAGGAAUACUAGACUCAGUAGACCAAACGUCUUAUACGGACAUUUUACAAGAAUCCUUCUCCAAGAACGGGAGAGACGUGGACCUCAGCCUAGACGGUGAAAUGUUAAAUUUUGACGCGGCGAUAGCUCAGCCCAAGUCGCAAAGAUCGAACAGUUUAACCCCUCCUUCCACUAAUUUCAUGCACAUGUCGUCAUCUGCUGAGAACUUAAGUGAUGAACCUUUCGUCCAGAAACCUAGAAGUUUUUCCCUCUCUAGUGAACAUAGUUUAAGCCAAUUGCGACCUAUUAGUAUAAUGUACGGAACGACGGGGAGCGAAACCAGACUAGACGACCUCAGAUCGAAUAACUUCACGGAACAUCCCGGCAUGUCGACCGUAGCGCAGUGGCUGAAGAGUUUAAGGCUACAUAAGUACGUGUGGCUCUUCACGAACAUCACGUAUGACCAAAUGAUGGCCAUUGACGAGAAAUAUCUUGAAAAAUUAGGUGUAACAAAAGGUGCUCGACACAAAAUUCUUCUGUCCAUUAAGAAAUUGAAUGAACGGGGAGCAAUAUUAGAAGGAAUCCAAGCUGAGCUGGCUUCAAACAAUGGAUCGGUAUUGAGGGCCCUGGAAAGAUUAAGAGGAGUGCUGUUAUCACCGAUGCCUCCAGGGUCUGAACUUCCAUCUGCUGUUGUUGCAGCUCUUGAUCUUGUAGCGAGAGCAUCGCAGUCACGUGUGUAUGCGACAGCCGCGCGAGCCGAGCCCGGCGCGCUCGACCCCGUCUCGCUGCACUGCUGGCUCAUCGAAAAGGCGCUGCACCACGAGGCGUUCUCGUGCGGCGAGCUGCAGAGCGCGCUGCGCCGCCUGCGCCACCGCCUGCCGCCGCGACAGUUCUUCCACCUCGUGGGCGACGCGCCGCACCGCCGCCUCAAGCACAGGUGGCGCACGCCGCAGUGCCCGCUGCGCCGCUGGGCGCCGCCGCCGCGCGGCAAGUCGCACUCGUACCCGCCCUUCCCCCCGCACGGCCUGCCGCGCCCCCCGCCGCCGCCCGCCGACGACUACUCCGGCCUGGACGCGCUGUGCCUGCAGAUGACGGAGCAGGCCAUCAACUAGGGCCGCGCGCCGGAGGGUCCGCGUCUGAGUGGUCUUAUUAUUUAUUGGACGGUGUGAGUUUUAUUGAAACUUGUCUGAAUACUAUCGGACCGCCGAGUUUGCGACGUCCCUGUAUAUUUUAUUUGAGUGACUCGACUCGACUUUACGCUGCAGACGUUUGAUCGAGUCGUAUUGAUUGUAUUCACCGAGAAUCGGAUGCCUCCGCGAUGAACUCACUUUUGCAUCAUAUUCAUCUUGUGAAUAUGAAUAUUUUUAAUUUUAUUUAUAUUGAUUAUUGCUAUUGUAUUAAUUAUAAUUAAUUUAUAAUCGGAGAGGUGUGUCGUUUUUAUUUGUGAGUCGAAACCGAAACGAUGAAAACGAAAACAUUUGUUUACGAGAAAACUUUAUUAAGAGCACAUUUAUUAUCUGUGACGAAUACAUAGACAUUAAGCAUCUAUAGAUUAAGAUAAGAUAAUAAGAAACAAUUACAUCGACUGUAUCCGCCUCUGUCGAAAAUAGUUUAAUAUGAAGAUAAUAACAUGAACAAUACAUUUAAGUCUUCAUGUUCGAUUGAAGAGAUAUUAUAAUUCACUUUUUAUGUGAAUUUUUGUAAAUAUCAUGAGUUUUUUUUUAUUACAAAUAUAUUAGCUAAUUGUAUAAAUGCUAUAUCCUAAUUUCUUUGGUGCUAUUCUGCAAGUUUUUAUUUUUCAGUAAGUCAUUAGUGAUAACUUAGCUAGGGCUAGAUACUGUUAUAAUUUAUAAUUACGUUUAGAAACAAUGGGUAAUAUAGCGGAGCUUAUAAUAGAAUAAUGGGCACAAAUCGGCCUAAAACGAUUAGACGGAAUGGAGGUCAUUUGAAUGUAGAUUUAUGAUAUUUGUUGUCUGUGGAGUGUUUGUUGACAUUUAUUAUCUGUUACAAGUUGCACGGUCGCAAUCCGGCGAGCAUAUUGUGCAUUAACAUAAAAUAGACUUAUAAGUAAUUGUUGACUGACUGCAUAAUUUAUAUAGCUAAUGUUCAUUUCCAUAGAUUAUUAAUUUUAUUUUGUUUUUAAUGGCAUUAUAUUUAUAUUGUAAAUCUUUGACUGGAUCAAAAAUUUUGAUUGAAUUUUGUGCAAUUUUAUAUUAGUUUGAAAUUUUCAUUGAAAAUAAACAUGAAUAACAAUAUACACAUUGUGUUUAAUAUUAUAUUAUUUUACUUUAUUUAUAAAUCUGAUAAUUGUUUUGACAAUUAAUGUAGUUACUGCAUUCAUGAAAUGAAAUAACCAUUCACACGA